GGCACCGCACUUCAGUCGCGUUCGUGAUGGCGAGGAGUAAGGAAGGAGCUGCCGGCGCUCGGCUGCUGCUAGCGGCGGCGGCGGCAUUAGCCGCCUGCUGCCUCUGCCACGGCCUGCAGCUGUCCGAGCAGGAGAAGAAGUGCGUCGACCAGUACCGCAUCCUGUACCCUGAGGACAACGUGUGUUACAAGCUGGGCAACAAAGGGCCGUGCGAGGACGGCGAGCUGCUGUUCCUGGACGACUCGGAGGCCGACGAAGGAGAACAAGUCAAGCCGACGCCGGUGUGCAAGCAGUGCCGGUGCUGCCACCGCGGCACCACGGCCGUCUACUGGAACGCGACGGGCGAGUGCCUGCUGAGGAUCAGCGAGGGGCCGCGAGUCUGCCCCCACGCGGGCACCGAGCUGCGCGAGGACGCCUUCGGCCUGGGCGAGUGCGCCUGCCUGCCCGGCCACGUGCGGCCCACCGCCCCCGCCGCCGCCGCCAGCGGGGGCGCCAGCAGCGGGGGCUGGGGGGUGCCGCUGUACCUGACGACGGCGCCGCCCCCGCCGGAUGACUCGGGCCGCUGCUGGCCGCUGUUCCGGCGCGGCCCGUGCGCGCGCGGCCAGGUGUUGCUGCCCGGCGGCGACUGCGGCGCCGACGAGUGCCGGCGGGAGAACGCUGGCGGGGGCGGCGCAACGUUCGUGCCGCUGUUCGGCCGCUGCCGCCGCCUGGGCGACCCCUGCCCCCGCGCCGGCGUGCCACCGAACUCGACCGUGGGGAUCAGCUCCUACACCGGCAAUCCGACCUGCGUCGACCGCGACACCAACCCGCUCAACCUGGUGGACGCGCCCGCCAACUGCCCCACGGCCGCCGGUGGCGAGGGCUGCGAGAAGGUGGUCAACGUGCCCAAGGAUGGCGACGACUACUACCAGAAGUUGCUCGAGGCGGCCGAAAAGCGCCGCCGCAAGCGCCGCGUGCGCCCCAAUGCCCUAGCUUAGGAACGCCUCGAUGCCGUGAAGAGCCGUCGCCUGGCAACGCCGCAGUGCAGUGCCGAGCCGUCGCCUGGCAACGCCGCAGUGCAGUACCGAGCCGUCGCCUGGCAACGCCGCAGUGCAGUACCGAGCCGUCGCCUGGGGCAA
This is a messenger RNA of Schistocerca americana (American grasshopper), 1118 nucleotides long. RefSeq lists its product as uncharacterized. The record is from RefSeq and is a predicted model, not a curated record. NCBI's taxonomy places the organism in Eukaryota, Metazoa, Arthropoda, Insecta, Orthoptera, Acrididae. The coding region runs from base 27 to 977 and encodes 316 amino acids. The transcript is spliced from 2 exons.